AUGUACUCAGAUGAAUGCUUUCUAGGAGCGGCUUGGUCAGAACGUGGCCCCACCAUGGUACAACAAUUUCUCACGAAGAGCGGCCUACCGUGGCUGGCAACUCCCGGAGGCAAAGGAGUAUGCAGUGAUACACACCCACGGUUUGAAACUCUUCUGUUUUCCUUAAGAAAUAUAUCAGACACUUCCAGAUCAGUAGCCCCUGCUCGAUCCUUCGCUUUACGCGAAGCCGACUGUAUCAUUCUAAUAGGUGCAAGACUGAAUUGGAUGCUUCAUUUCGGCUUACCACCGAGACUCAGUAAGGAAGUUAAAGUUGUUCAGAUUGAUCUUUCUCCUGAAGAGUUCCAUCAGAAUAUACAGACAACCGUUCCUCUCCUGGGAGACAUUGGAGAAACGCUCAGUUCGAUGAUCACUAAUAUGGAUGACUGGCGUUAUUCCGAAAAGGGGAAGUGGAUGACCGACCUGUUAACGAAUGCCAACAAAAACAGAGCCGUAGUCGAGCAAAUGGCUGAAGAUCACUCAACUCCACUCAAUUACUAUGCUGCAUACACCCCUAUCCGAGAUUUUCUUGCAAAUAACGAUGUCAUUGUGGUCAAUGAGGGCGCAAAUACGAUGGAUAUUGGCCGAACAAUGAUGCCCUCGACACUCCCAAGAAGGCGUCUGGAUGCUGGAACCUUCGGUACUAUGGGCGUUGGACAGGGUUAUGCACUAGCUGCAGCACUAUACUGUCGCGAUCAUUCCCCCACUACCAAGGUACUGGUAGUUCAGGGGGAUAGUGCAUUCGGUUUUUCUGGCAUGGAGAUUGAAACUAUUGCUAGGUACAAGCUCCCCGUUGUUACGGUAAUUUUGAAUAACAGCGGAAUUUACCGAGGCAUGCUGCCAGAAGAUAUGAACGCAGUCGAAGGCGAUCCAACAUUACUUUAUCCAGUUCUGUCGCUAUCUCCUGAAUGUCGUUAUGAUGAAAUGUGUGCUGCCUUAGGAGGUGAUGGAUAUCUGGUGAAGACUGUGUCUGAAAUCAAGCACGCCUUGUCUAAGGCGUUUGAGAAGAAAAAUGGUCCAAGUCUUAUCAAUGCGUUUGAGAAGAAAAAUGGUCCAAGUCUUAUAAAUGUUAUCAUCUCAACAGACUCUGAACGGAAAGCUCAAGCGCAUCCUUGGCUGACUCGCUCGAAAAUGUAA
Messenger RNA from Strongylus vulgaris, 1173 nucleotides. The record is from the annotation of a GenBank genome assembly. Lineage: Eukaryota; Metazoa; Nematoda; Chromadorea; Rhabditida; Strongylidae.